AUGCCACGACCCGCCCGGCUUGCUCAACGCUGGCGCGUCGACCCUUAUAGUACGAUAAACUUAAUCCCUGACGACGAAGAAGAAAUCGACGACGACCUCAAGGACGACGACCUCAGAGACGACGCCAAUAUGGAGCUCGUCAAGCACCCAAGCUACCGUGAGGACUGCCUUUGGCCCAACCAUAUCAUCUUCCGGCAUCCGCACAAACAGCUUCCCGAUGCCGUAGCUGCCCAUGUCGAGCACAUCGCCUCCAUACUGCCCGAGAUGCCUGAGCUCUCCUCGGAGAUUGUGGUCGAGGCUCUCUACGACCUGGAAACGCUGGGUGCCGGAUGUGCCGAGCGUGAUAUCCGCAGCCACUUCCAAACCCAUGUCUUUCCCACCUUUUUCAGACACUCAAAUGGACAUUUAUUAUCAUCGACCAGCGCGUAUAUGGCUCGCCACCUCCUACCCAACCUCCUGGAGCUGGAAGUCAUACAGCCAUACCCUGACGUGCUCUAUGGUUAUUCCACCACACCCACUUUCACCUUCGCACAGCGGUUGACAUAA
This is a messenger RNA of Lasiosphaeria miniovina, 546 nucleotides long. RefSeq lists its product as uncharacterized. Lineage: Eukaryota; Fungi; Ascomycota; Sordariomycetes; Sordariales; Lasiosphaeriaceae. The transcript has a single exon. The record is from RefSeq and is a predicted model, not a curated record. Bases 1 to 546 code for a protein of 181 amino acids.